GUGAACAUAACCAAGUACCGAAUUGAUUAAAUCUAGUCAAAUUUCAUCAAACUAAACAAACUUUUACUACUUCUAUUUAAAAAUAUUCUUAAAAGUUAUUCAAACAUUAAAAGAUACUCCAUCGAAAACAUUUGAUAGAAUCCAGCUACGAAUAACCUAAGUCGACGAACGUCUAAUCAACAAACGACACUCCUUGAGGUCUAAUUACAUGGAAUGCAUGACAGAACAUCGAUAGAUAAUCUAUCUACGCAGAUAAUCCCGUAUACAGGCAUGUCAGGAAAAAGGAAGAAAGUUACUGUGACCAUAGAAAAGAAACUAGAAGCUCUAUUCAGAAUCGAUAAAGGUGAGCCAAUGAAAAGUGUUGCUGUUGAUUUAGGGGUAGGAACAUCUACUGUUUCUGAUUGGAAAAAGAAUCGAAAGGAAAUUGAAGAAUUUUGUGCUAAAAUGGUUUCUAGAGAUAGUUUAGGUAAUAGAGGAACAAUAAAAAAAGCAAAGAAUGUAACAUUGGAUGAUGCACUCUAUGUAUGGUAUAUUCAAGAACGUGAAAAUGGUAUACCAGUGUCAGGACCUAUUCUUAGAAAAAAGGCUCUUAGUCUCAAUAAAAAGCUAGGUGGUGAUCCUACUUUUACAGCAAGUGUAGGAUGGUUAGGUAGAUGGAAAGCCCGUCAUGGAAUAAGACUAACCCUUUGCAGUGAAAACUUAUUAGAAGAUGCAGUUACUAAUGACAGUUCAAAUCAAUUAGUGCUAGAAAAUGAUAUUGUAACUGUGUGUUUGUCCACUGAAGAUGAAGAGGACAUUCAAAAUACUUUUAAUGAUAAAUGUCAUCAAAAAAUAACACAUAUAAAUCAUCUUGAAGCAGCAGAAAUGUUAGAAAAACUAAUAAACUAUUUUGAACAACAAAGUGAUAUUUUAAAGAAUGAUUUAGUGACAUUAAGAAAUUUACGUGAUUAUGCAUCAAAAAAAUAUUUAUUGACUUUAAAAGAAAAAACAUCUACUAAUUUUAUUAAAUAA
Apis laboriosa (Himalayan honeybee) is the source of this 1011-nucleotide messenger RNA. It is a transcript of the gene cag, whose product is annotated as jerky protein homolog-like. The transcript is spliced from 2 exons. Gene Ontology annotation, molecular function: DNA binding. The record is from RefSeq and is a predicted model, not a curated record. NCBI's taxonomy places the organism in Eukaryota, Metazoa, Arthropoda, Insecta, Hymenoptera, Apidae. Gene Ontology annotation, cellular component: nucleus. Bases 214 to 1011 code for a protein of 265 amino acids.